Molecule: messenger RNA, 2556 nt
Organism: Medioppia subpectinata
Lineage: Eukaryota; Metazoa; Arthropoda; Arachnida; Sarcoptiformes; Oppiidae
Source: the annotation of a GenBank genome assembly
AUGAACCAGGUGGAGGGGCUUAGGAGUAAAGUGCUGCUAUACGCCAAAGAUCAUCCUGAUGCUAUUCACCCGAUCGACAUCGAGAGGGUUAAAAAUAAAGAUUGGUUUCUCAAGCGCUACCUUAUAGAGUAUAAAAAUGACGAAAAAAUGGCCGAAACGGCGCUACUGUACUCAUUGAACACAUUUAAAACGGACGGUUUGCACGAAUUGAACGCCACGUAUUUCCCGGCUGAGUUUUACGCAAUGGGCAAUUUCAUAGGGUUUGGCCGAUCUAAGAAAGACCUGGCAGUCAUGGGAGUGAUCGGUCGGUGCGCUCCCAAUGUAUCCAAUAUGAGUGAAGAGAUGUUUGAAUUGGCGCUCAAAUUCUUUAAGUAUAUAUUCAUGAAAUACUAUCUGGAAGUGGACGGCGAGCCGGCCGUAGUGUAUGGCAUACUGUCCGGAAUGGGAAUGCAUAAUGUAGAUAUGGAGUUUGAUAAGCAAGUGAUAGCGUUUGUAAACGCACAUGCUCCCGAUAGUAAAGUUACCUUUUUGCUGAUCGAUUUGGGAUGGAUUGUGAAGUUUGCCAUUAAUUUGUUGAUCAAUCUGUUGAACGAGAACUUAAGAAAUAAGAUCCGUUUCGCCGACUGGUCUCAUGUGGAGGAAUGGGUGGCUUUGGAUCAGAUGCCCAAAUAUGUCGGCGGCACUAAUGAGGGCUUCAGGCGUAUACCCGAUGGCGUGAAAAGUGGCAAAUGUUUGCCACAUCUGCAGCACAUCCCUGAAGAGGAAUGGGAUGCAGUCGUACAGCAAAACGGCGAAUGUAUUCUCGAAGGUCUUAAGGAGAGUGGGCUUAACUCGUUGCCCGACAGAAAUACCAAAGAGUCGGUACAACAGGUUAGGGAUUCACUAAAAAAACAGUUGGGAAAGGAUAAGAUUAACGCCACCGACGAUGAGGUUAAAGUUAGAAGUAGAGAUUUUAUAAUCGAAAAGUUCCUUGCUGCCACUAACAAUAGCGUGAAUGAGACGGUAAAAAUGAUCUUAAAAGGGUUGGACUAUGCUAAAACAUUGAAAAUAUUGCACUAUGGCGAAAGUCAUUAUCCAUCUGAGUUUUACGCGACGGGAGCCAUACAUAAUGUGAACAAAUCACGUGCCGGACAACCGGUAGUGACGGUGUGUUUCAGUUGCAUUCGGCCGUUCAAAAGCAUGAGCGCCGAGAUGUUGUCGUUAAUGCAUAACUAUUUCCUCCAGCGAUUGAAAAUUGCACUUUUUGAGGGAAAGGAGAAAAACUUUCACAUAGUUAUCGACUUUAACGGAACUAAAAAGGAAAACAUUGAAUUCAAGCUGCGCUCUCGUGAAAGAGGUUCGGAUAGCUUAUUUAAUAGAACAUUUGGCCCGAUUAACUAUUACGUACCGGGGUUUCCCGAUAAAAUACACUUACUAGGCGUGAACUCAACGAUCGAGACCGAAAUGAAUGCGUUAAUUAAAACCUAUAAGCCUGAAUUCCAGAAACGGAUCUUGUUCACCACGCAUAAAGAGUUGGACAAGGUGAUUGCGUUGAGUGAAUUACCUGUGAAUGUAGGUGGCCAACGCAAAAAGCUUAACCGUUUACCCAAAAAUAUUAAAAGUGGUAAAUGUCUUAAACAUCUCGAGAAGAUACCAGCGAAAGAUUGGAAGACAUUUACGAAUACAAGCAUUGACUGCAUUAACGAAGGCAUGAAAGAGGCGAAUGUGAAUUCUACGGACACAUUCUUGAACACUGCGUGUGCGGUUAAACGGCUGAAGGAUUCGCUUUCAAAACAUUAUGAAAAGGAUAAAGAUUUGAAACAUAUUGAGAAGAGAAACGCAGACUUUCUGCUCGAACGAUAUCUCGUGGCCACCAAUAAUAGCGAAGCCGAGGCACUAAAGUGGGUGAUAAAGGCUAUUGAUUAUGGUAAAAAUAUGCAAGUUAUGACACACAAUGAGCUCGACUAUCCAUCCGAGUUUUUCGCCACCGGUGCCGUCCAUUAUGUGGGCAAAUCACGUACCGGACAACCGGUUAUAUCCAUUUGUUUUCGCUGUAUUCGGCCGUUCACUCAUAUGAGUGACGCAAUGUUACACUUAGCGCAUAACUAUAUCCUUCAACGAUGUAAAACAGCACUCUUUGACGCCAAAGAGAAAAAUUUUCACGUCGUUAUCGACUUUACCGGUACUAAAGCCGAGAACAUUGAAUUCAGAUUAUUUGAAAUGGCAACAAAACAUACAAACACCUUUAUACCGGGCACUCCUGAAAAGAUACAUAUACUAGGCAUAUAUAAAGCGGUUGAGAUAUUAAUAUCUCCAUUAUUGGGAGCAUUUAAGCCAGAUUUCAAGAAGCGCAUCUUGUUCACCACUCCUGAGGAACUGAACAAAGUGAUCGCGUUGAGUGAAUUACCUGCGAGUGUAGGUGGUGAACGUAAAAAGGUGGGUCGUUUACCUAAAGGGUUUAAGAGUGGUAAAUGUCAUCAACAUCUCAAUAAGAUACCAACGGAUGAUUGGCAGAAAUUGUUGGACACAAAUAUUGACUGCAUUGGUGAUGGGGUUGAUCUACAGUUAAGGGAUUGA